Molecule: messenger RNA, 273 nt
Organism: Stylonychia lemnae
Lineage: Eukaryota; Ciliophora; Spirotrichea; Sporadotrichida; Oxytrichidae
Source: the annotation of a GenBank genome assembly
AUGGCAAGAUCAAGACCCGCAGGUGCUGCAAAGAAAGUCGUAAAGAGAGUAUCCAAGAAAGCCGCUGCCUCCAAGAAAAUCGGCAAGAGAGUUGCCAAGAAGCCAGCUGCCAAGAGAGUCGCCAAGAAGGCCGCUCCAGCUGCUGCCCCAGCUCAAGGUGCUUCAGCCCAAGCUACCCCACAAAAGUCAGCUGCCAAGAGAUCAGUUAAGAAAUCAGCUGGCAAGAGAUCAGCCAAGAAGUCUGCUGGUGGAAAGAAGAGAGCCACUAAAUGA